Molecule: messenger RNA, 734 nt
Organism: Sycon ciliatum
Lineage: Eukaryota; Metazoa; Porifera; Calcarea; Leucosolenida; Sycettidae
Product: actin-related protein 2/3 complex subunit 5-like
Exons: 4
Coding region: 140-592 (150 amino acids)
Biological process (GO): cell migration; regulation of actin filament polymerization; Arp2/3 complex-mediated actin nucleation
Cellular component (GO): cytoplasm; actin cytoskeleton; Arp2/3 protein complex
Molecular function (GO): actin filament binding
Source: RefSeq, a predicted model, not a curated record
UCCAGUUUAGCAGUUCUGAUCCUGUGCAGUGCUUUCAGUGUUCAAGUACAGCUGUAUGGGAGAUCGAUCAACUGCUGUUGGCGUUUGGUGCUGGUCUUGAAACGGCUGGUGUAGUAGUGGACGACAGCGGGAAAGAAAAAUGUCGAAGAACACAGGAGAAAACAAGUUUAGAACUGUCGAUGUUGAUGACUUCGACGAGGACAAAUUUCAUGAUGAUAAUGAUGGAACAGAUGGAGGAUCAGUGCAGCCUCAGAUCGAUGAGAUCAAGGGAUUCCUGCAGAAGGGACAGAACCAGGAUGCCCUGAAGGCUGCUCUUUCAAACCCUCCUCUGGCUGCUGAUAAAUCUUCCAAGGACAAGUACUUCCAACAAACACUUAACGUACUCACCGCCUUCCGUUCCAGUGAGCUCGACAAGGCCGUAGCAUCGCUCUCUGCCAUCGAAGUCGACGUCCUGAUGAAGUACCUGUACCGUGCAUUCAGCGAACCAACAGAAAAGAGCUGCGCGAUUAUUCUUCAAUGGCACGAAAAGGCGGUUGCUAUUGGUGGACUCGGUAGCAUCGUGCGAACUUUGACUGACAGAAAAACCGUGUAACUUCUAUUAACGCAAUUUUCAUGGCAUUGCUUUUGUUUUUACUUAUGUCCGUACCAUAUCUCCUGUGCAAUAAAGUCUGAAUUUCUGUAUCAUAUUUUUCUGAGUAAAAAUUAGCACGUGGGCUGUGUCCUGACAUAAAUCA